AUGGGCGAAACCGUCGUGCUGAUCGAACACGGCCCGUACAAACGAUUCAACAUUAUUGAUCAUGGCUGCGAGCGUCUUGAAGGCAUCCAGCGGCUACUCAAAGAUGAAGGAGCAAAAGUUAUUCUUCGCCGUUCCAGCAACUUCGAUCAAUGCUCAAUCUCCCUCAAAGGGAAAAUAGUAUUUUCCUGUCCGAUCACAAGUCUUGAAUAUGGAGGCGAUGGCCAACUCGAUCCGAUCGCACAAAAUGCGUUUCAGAAAGUUAAAGCUGCAGUCUAA
Molecule: messenger RNA, 276 nt
Organism: Oikopleura dioica
Lineage: Eukaryota; Metazoa; Chordata; Appendicularia; Copelata; Oikopleuridae
Source: the annotation of a GenBank genome assembly